AUGAUUUCCUCUUUAUUUCAAUAUCUCCACGUGUCAAUUAAAUCUAUCUAUCUCAGUCUAUUUAUAUCAAUCUAUCUAUAUCAAAAACAAGGGAUAAACAUCUAUCUAUCUAUCUAUCUAUCUAUCUCAGUCUGUUCAUAUCUAUCUAUCUAUCUAUCUAUCUAUCUAUCUAUCUAUCUAUCUCUCUCUCUCUCUCUAUCUAUCUAUCUAUCUAUCUCACAGAGAGAGAGAGAGAGAGGGAGAGAGAGAAAGACUUCUUCCCUUCAGCAGUGUUUACUGAUUUUUCUUUAUGAUCUGUUUCUAUCUAUCUAUCUAUCUAUCUAUCUAUCUAUCUAUCCCACUCUGGUAAGAUCUAUCUAUCUAUCUAUCUCUAUCUAUCUAUCUAUCUAUCUAUCUAUACCACUCUUUGCAGGUGUAUUUAUGUAUCUAUCUCAGUCGGUUAAGAUCUAUCUAUCUAUCUAUCUAUCUAUCUAUCUAUCUAUCUAUCUAUCCCAUCCUGUUCAUAUCUAUUUGUCUAUCUAUCUUCUGAGACUGGGGGAGAGUUUUUCUUCUUUAACUUUCACAAUUACAGAACAAAUAGUUAUGCAAGCGAAACACAAAGAAGAAAUAAUGGAAUCGUUUGAAGCGAUAAAAAAAGGAAAAAGAUCACAUCGAAUCGGAAAAGAAGCAGCGAAGAAUAAAGGCGAUGUCGUCGGUGCAGAUCAACAAUAUCUUAAAGACAAAAAGGAAAACAAGAAAUGUUUUUGA
Acanthosepion pharaonis is the source of this 747-nucleotide messenger RNA. The record is from the annotation of a GenBank genome assembly. Lineage: Eukaryota; Metazoa; Mollusca; Cephalopoda; Sepiida; Sepiidae.